Fonsecaea multimorphosa CBS 102226 is the source of this 561-nucleotide messenger RNA. RefSeq lists its product as uncharacterized. Gene Ontology annotation, cellular component: CHRAC; nucleus. Lineage: Eukaryota; Fungi; Ascomycota; Eurotiomycetes; Chaetothyriales; Herpotrichiellaceae. The transcript has 4 exons. Bases 1 to 561 code for a protein of 186 amino acids. The record is from RefSeq and is a predicted model, not a curated record. Gene Ontology annotation, molecular function: protein heterodimerization activity.
AUGCCUUACAACAAUGCUCCCAUCGAACCGCCACAAGAGAUCACUGGCUCAACCGCUCUUCCUCUCGCACGGGUCAAGAAGAUCAUUGCUCAGGAUGAGGACAUCGCGCAAUGCUCCAACCCAGCGGCUUUCGCAAUAUCGGUCGCGACAGAGGUAUUCAUCCGUUAUCUGACCGAACAAGCACACAACGUGGUCAAAUCGGAACGGAAAUCCAGGAGGAACAUCGCCUAUAAGGACAUCGCCACGGCCGUUUCUAGGAUCGACAACCUCGAAUUCCUUUCCGACACGGUGCCCAAGACCAAGACAUACAGGCAGUUCAAAGAGGAAAAGGCGCGAGAGGCUGCCGCCAAGACCACCUCCUCCGCCGGACCGGCUAACGGGGUCAAUGGCGGCGGUGGUGAAAACGGCGUCUCGAUCGAGACCAUGAUGAAGAACGAGUAUCAUCAGAACGGCGUCGUCAACGGGGUAGCGAACGGCACAGCACCGGAGCGGGCCGGCCACCACCACUCGCGCAACCACAGCCAUCCCGACCCGGUCAGGGAUAUUGAUAUGAGUGGAUGA